Molecule: messenger RNA, 1125 nt
Organism: Rubroshorea leprosula
Lineage: Eukaryota; Viridiplantae; Streptophyta; Magnoliopsida; Malvales; Dipterocarpaceae
Source: the annotation of a GenBank genome assembly
GAGAAAAUAAAUAAUGGGCUAGUUCCCUAUAUCUCUGAAUGGCCUCAGGUCAUACUUACAUGAACUAUCCCACACUGGUGCCAAACGAUGUGGAUUUGAAGAACAAGCUAUUAGAUUAUGUAAAGGCGGAGGGAUUAGUAGACUUGGAGGCCCUGGUUACCCCUGAGCAGCUUGUGGUAUUUGGGUUUGUGGAUAUUGCAAACCUAUAUGCCGAAGGACGGCGUGCCAUUUAUUCAGCGGAGAAUGACUCCGACACUCAACUUGUUCAAUCGGUUAUGGUGCGUUCAUUUAACGUGCCUUCUGCCUUCACAUGUGACAUUGCUAAGGCAUUGCCUAUAUUUGCGUCUACCUUGGGUCCACAGAUUGCAUACCUUGAAGGCUUUAGUUACACAAAAACUAACUGCCAGGCUGCCAUGUUACAGGUUUCGAGCUUUGUGCAUUUGUGGGACCUACUCACGCGUGCACGGCGUCUGUCGCGUCCCCGGAUUGGGGGUCUGAGGCGUGACAGGUCAACCACUUGCAGAGCUCCAAGAUGGUCAACAGAGCUGCGUCAGCUGAGAGCUGAGCUGACAAGGGUGGAGUGGCUGGUUGACUCUGACAUGUUUCAAGAUACCGUAGUCGUCGCCUCAAUGAAUACCACAAUAGAAAUCUACAAUGAUAUCCAUGGGAAGGUAUUAAAGCAUCGGCCUGACUUCUCGAUUAACGAGCUAGCCUUCUUCGAAGGACAAGAAGUUGAUGAGCAAGGCAAGAAAGAAAGAGAGGACUUGGAGGGUUUGCCAAGCUUCGACGCGUGGGUGGCUGGAGCACCCGAGGCAGAAGUUGAACCCUCCAGCACUCCUCCAAUGUCUCAGGCUGUCACCACUCCAGCUCAUCCUUCUCCAGCUCGUGCUGAUGCAUCCAUCCCCAUGGAUUUGACGGAUGACUAGGGUUUUAGGCUUUUUCUUUUGUAUUUUUUGUGUUGGUUAGUUGAUCAUUUUGAACAAUUUUAUCAUUGUCUCCUGUAUUGCCAUGUAUACAUUUUUGGAAAGGGAUACAAUUUGGACAAUUCUCUAUGAAAUUUUUGUAUUCAUUGAAUUGUGUAUACACCUUACAUUUGCUAGAUAACAAUACAAACUAACUGUAAUA